AUGCAGUCAGACACUGCAAACAUGUUUAGCAGUCUUUCAUCUUCUGUUUCGCGAGUCCCACCUAAAGAAACCGAUUUUGCCCUGGCGGACACGCUGCAGAAACUGCCCGGCGAAAUCUAUGAGAGAAACAAAAUGUGCAGCAAUCAAGACUCAGAACCCUGGGAGAUUUGGGAUAGCAGCAAUGCAAUGGUUUCGAAGACAAGGCUGGAUCGCAGUGAGGAAGAGGGUGGCCUGGGUGAACCUCAGAAGAGCAGGACUGGACUCGAAGUAAACUUCUCUGGCGAUUAUUCAGAGCCACUGCAUCCAGUGCGAUUGUUGCCACACCUGGCGGCUUUCAGUGAGAGAAACCAGAGUAGGUCACAAGAUUGCAUUGCGGUGAACAACGAAAGUGUCAAGCAAUCGAGCCACACCGCUACAGAACUGAGCAAUCGCCAUGGCGCAACCUCCACAGUCAAUGCAAUCGGAUUGGGCCUCACCAACGACUCUUCGCUGGCAUCUCCUUAUCGUAGCGAAAACUUGACUGACAAAGUAUCUGACUGGCUUGAACAUGGAUUCUUGAAUCCUUCACCUCCUAUGGCUGACUUUUUGAGGUCGGACAGCAGGGGCACUGAUCGCGCCUUCCCCCCUAGGCCUGUUGCGUUAUCACUGUUUCCACCUAGAUCGCCAUUGACAGGAAAUCGCGAGUAUACACCAUCCAACAGCCCAUUUCUUCAGUCAGUCAGCCCAAUUUCGCCGUUGAACAAUGGGAGAGACGUCUAUGGCAACUACAUCCCUUCAAACACACGUGAUUACUUCAUUACACAGCUAUCGUCUUCUUCACCAAGUUCUCAGCCAACCAACAAGUACAAAGCUCCAUCUGUGAGCGAGAAGUCAUCAUCCAUCAGUCGGCUACAUGGUGGUCACUGGAACAAAUUGAAAUCGCUUUGGAAAGUAGCUGACACUGAAGUAUCUAACCCACGAACCGAUGCUUAUCCUCUGCAAUUCAUCCCCUACAAAGACGUCAUACCCCAUGACAUAUCCACAGUCACUUAUCCAGGACGGUCUAUCGAUCAAGCCCCGCCUAUUAUCCGUUCCCGGUUGCUUGCAAGUCAAUCUAAAACAGACUUGCAUGUGGUAGACAGUGUCAAAAACAGGCCAUCUACUACCUAUACUAGCGGAAGUAAUGCAAAAGACACCAACUCGCAAACGAGAACACAGCAAUUUGCCGACACAAACUGCACUCCAGUUUACAAUAGUCACUAUAAUCCCCUUGCAGGCAACGGCAAAAUCGCUCCCAGAGAUGAGAAGAGAUGGCACAAAGACAAUCUUCCACCACCACCUCGAUUUCUACUAGGGCCGCCUCCCAAAAGCGUUCAAACUCAACAUCGAAAUGCCAACUUGUCCCUGUAUGCAGGAAUGCAGAGUCGUGGGGUCAAAUCGCUUGUAUGUAAUAAGAAGGAGGACCGUAGGCCCAACAACCGACCUAGAAAUGAAUGUUCUAGUGCUUGUCGAAAAGGUGGAAGUGAUCGAGAGACUCGAUGUACAGAAAGGCAGCAGCGGCCAUCUGGAGAAACAGAAUAUGAGUGCGAGGAGAACCUCGUGUACCGAGAAGAAUCACACAAACAAAAACAUAAUCUGAUCACGGCCAGGUCUGAAGACGGUACCACCAAGGCAACGACAGUACGAGAUUUGGAUAGCCGCUUCAAGUUAGAGCCCAUCAUAGACUCAAGUCUACAAUCUCCCAAGAUUCUAGCUGUAUCAUCACGAUACUUGCCUUGUCAUAGCCCCAUUCAUGCUUCUCCUCAACACCCGAAUGAACAGAUGCGCCACCCGGGAACAGUUGGCCCUUCCGCUGCUAUCACAUCACCAAAACCUGCCGCGUCGGCCACUAUCCAAAAACAUCAAACCUCGCUUCGUUCUGUGCUUUUGAAAGCAGGAAAACUGUCACGCUCUGUCUUGGUUUCACCUUUUGAAACUGGAUCCAAAUCUGAUUCACAGUACCAUCGAUUAGUAGACCUAGACAAUAAUGAGCCGACAAAGAUUAGUAUGAGUGCAGAUAGUAAUGGGUGGCCCCGGUCAUAUUCUUCAAAGUCAGGAAAAGAGAGAACAGGAUGUAGAAGGGAGAGAGAGAAUGGAAUGAGAAAAAUUGAAGGCCUAAAUCCCGAGAGAUACCUUGAAACGAAAAACUCUGGAAGGAAUGAGUACUUCAGCGCGCCAGCGGUAAGCAAUGAUACUGGUAGAUCUCAAUCAUCUAUCGUUACAAAGCGGCGGAAUAAACCUAAUCCCGGAAUUGAAAUUGCCUCAAUCUCCAACCCGACCGAUACGCCGGAUCGAUUCCAAGCAGGCCUUGCUACGCGGAAUAAUGUCGACGGUACUGUGUGUUCUAAUCAAACGACUCAAGAAUGGCUUGAUAGCAUCGUUCCCAGAACCAGUAUUACAACACAACCCACUCUAAACAGAGGAAGCAACUCCAAUGAUGAAAUCGAUCGCCCAUCUCACUAUAUACUACCCAGACCCAGCACUGAAGCCAAUAGCUUAGCAGUUCACUACCAAGCCCUUACCACCGCCGCCCUCAACCCUUUGUCCACCCCGGCAUUCUCUAUCCAAAACAAUCACGAAAGUCUCGACAGCGCCACACAAGAAGCUCUUCUUGUUGCUGACCGUAUCCGUCAAUACGAUGCAAGAUCUAGCGCUAACAGAGCGGGAACUAUGAUCCGUUCGAGUUUCAGCUCUGAUUCUUCCGACGGGAUUACACAUCAAGAGGAAGAGGGAGAAGAAGAGAAGCGGAAGCGGAAAAAGCGGAGUUUAUGGCGAAGGCAGGAUUUUGCUAGGGUCAUGGCGCUGAUGCAUUCGUAUGAGUAG
This is a messenger RNA of Bipolaris victoriae FI3, 2841 nucleotides long. RefSeq lists its product as hypothetical. Bases 1 to 2841 code for a protein of 946 amino acids. The record is from RefSeq and is a predicted model, not a curated record. The transcript has a single exon. Lineage: Eukaryota; Fungi; Ascomycota; Dothideomycetes; Pleosporales; Pleosporaceae.